Molecule: messenger RNA, 1467 nt
Organism: Uncinocarpus reesii 1704
Lineage: Eukaryota; Fungi; Ascomycota; Eurotiomycetes; Onygenales; Onygenaceae
Exons: 1
Coding region: 1-1467 (488 amino acids)
Biological process (GO): regulation of transcription by RNA polymerase II; positive regulation of DNA-templated transcription, elongation
Cellular component (GO): cyclin/CDK positive transcription elongation factor complex; nucleus
Molecular function (GO): cyclin-dependent protein serine/threonine kinase activator activity
Source: RefSeq, a predicted model, not a curated record
AUGCCUUCGAUUUCUUCAAAUACGCAGUCUUCGGCCCCUCCGGUCCCUUCUCCUUCCAAUCCCGUCCUUCUAGCCACACAAUCACAAUGGCUUUUUACCGAUACGGAGCUCCUUCGAACACCCUCGAUCCUAGACGGCAUGGCCAUCGAAGCGGAGCAUACGAGUCGAGGCAAGGGCGUCAAUUUUAUCAUGCAAGUGGGCAUCCUGCUUAAACUCCCGCAGCUCACGCUUUGCACGGCUAGCGUGUACCUUCAUCGGUUCUUUAUGCGAUAUAGUAUGGUGGAUCUCCCGCAGAGGCCCGGAAUGCACCCUUAUUCGGUCGCUGCUACGGCGCUUUUCCUGGCAACAAAAGUGGAGGAGAACUGUCGCAAGAUGAGGGAACUGAUAAUCGCUUGCUGCCGGGUGGCGCUCAAGCAACCAAAUCUCGUGGUGGACGAGCAAUCAAAAGAAUUUUGGAAGUGGAGAGACACCAUUCUACACAACGAAGACCUGCUUUUGGAGGCGUUAUGCUUCGAUCUUCAACUGGAACAGCCCUAUCGACUGCUUUAUGACUUUCUUUGCUUCUUUCAACACCAGGAUCAUAAGCCAUUACGGAACUCGGCCUGGGCCUUUAUUAAUGAUUCGAUUUAUACAGUCUUGUGCCUACAAUUUCCCGCUCGAACAAUAGCUGCGAGUGCAUUGUAUGCGGCAGCCAGGCACUGCAAUAUCUCGUUCAACGAUGAUGAGCUUGGGCGUCCUUGGUGGGAGCAAUUGGACGUUAAUUUGAGAGAUCUAAGGCGAGCGUGUAAUAAAAUGGCGGAGUUAUACGAAAGAUCUCCCGUACCGAAGCCGGGGCAAAAAUAUCCCUCUAUUCCUAGCAGCGAGGGAGACGCAGCUGACAAAACUAGACAUGUUAUACCUAUGCUAAACAAGGGUGGUGAAGAAGGCAACAGUUCGGAAGAACAAAAUGGCUCCUUGUCUCCCGGGGAGAUCAGUGAGCGGAAAAGGAGUCGAGAACCCGAUGACCUAGCCGCUUCCGUCAAACCAAAUAGUCGUAUAUCCGCCAACGGCGCACAGGAUCACGGGGGCGGCCAACGCUCUCCAAAACGCCAGAAGCGCGAUGACAGCGAAACUUCUGCAGCGAAUUCCAAAAGCCCAUCCUCCCAACCACAACUACAGUCAAAUAUUCGCCCUCAAACUUCACUCGCCGCUGUGACAUCCACAUCUGAUAUCCGGUCGAACAGCAACUCCAUCUCCCCCGAAACCAUCACCCCAACAUCUACCGCCAACCCAUCUCAAACCGAAAACGCGCGUCCAAACGGACACUCGAAUCCCGAACACCACAAAACACGUUCAAAAUCCCCCCUUGCAGCGACCAGAACGAACGAUAAACCACCCUCUUCGCGCAUCCCAGCCAGCUAUCAGCGUAGGGCAGAGCUGCCCCCUCGCCCACCUGUUGGUCUUCCUCCGAAGCCGCCGGUAGGCUAG